Silurus meridionalis is the source of this 3395-nucleotide messenger RNA. It is a transcript of the gene thap12a, whose product is annotated as THAP domain containing 12a. Lineage: Eukaryota; Metazoa; Chordata; Actinopteri; Siluriformes; Siluridae. The record is from RefSeq and is a predicted model, not a curated record.
AAACAGACGAUUAAAGCGGUAGCGAUAUAAUUAGCGGUCUAGUUUGCGUAAAUUAGGCCCGCGCGCGCUCAGGGUGGUCAUGGGAGGUGUAGUUUCUACGUCAUAACUCCUCGUGUUCAUAAACAAGUGCAUUAGAGUAACGUGUUUUUUAUGUAAUAUAAUGCGUAUGAAAUUGUGGGAUCGGUUUUAUUUAUUUAAUUGGUAUUGCUUAUUAUUAUACUUCGUUUUUGCAUUUAUAAAAAAAAAACUAUAUUGUUUGAAAAAAAAACUCGUUUUGUGAUUGGUUGGGGAAAAAAGACCCGGGGCGCGCAAAGCAUUGUGGGAAGAGGAUGGCCUCCGUGUUGACUCCUCCAGGCCACACAAAGCACUAGAGUGCCGAAUAAAGUCGCUAAUUUCCACUGAAUUAAUCAAAAGGACUGGGUAAAAGAAAUACUUUUAAUAAAAUAAAAGUUUUGGUUUAAAUUGUAUGAAAUAAAAAACAGGCGCGAUGCCGAAUUUCUGCGCGGCUCUGCACUGCUCCCGGAUGAGCUCCCACUCCGUACUGGCGUUCUUCAGGUUUCCGCGGGAUCCGGAGAGGUGUAAGAAGUGGGUGGAAAACUGCAGUCGGUCAGAUCUGAGAGAUAAAACACCGGAACACUUGAACAAGUAUCACAGACUGUGUGCCAGACACUUCGAACCAGAUCUGAUUUUAAAAACUAGCCCGUUCAGGACGGUUCUGAAGGACACGGCGAUCCCCACCAUCUUUGACCAUCCAAACCUCAAACGGGCAAAUGAACAGCAGGAAGAAGAAGACUGUCCACCAGAGAAACUGCAGCGAGUGGAGGAGAAUCAGGACAAGGAUAAAGAGAAUGCCACAGAGAGCACCAAUGGCCAAGAGCCUCCUGAAGAACCGCAGGUCUUGGACAAGGACCAGGACGAGCGAGAGUACCUGCGUUCCCUGUUUGAUGUUGUGGUGAUGAUGGGACGUCAGAACAUCCCCCUGCAGGGCCACGCCGACAAAGAACCCAGGAGCAAAGCCUUCACUCCGAGCAACUUCCAGGCUCUGCUGGAGUUCCGCAUCAACGCCGGCGACGAGGCUCUCCGGAGGAGGUUCGAGACCUCACGCACCAGCUUGGAAUUCUGCUCAUCCACGCAGCUGCGGCAGAUCCUGGAGGUGGGCGAGAAGUGCGUUUGCAAAGAGCUCCUGUCCGAGGUGAAGGAGGCACGCUUUUUCUCUCUGGUCAUGGAGAACGUCGAGGAUAUCGCCGGGGAGAACCGGGUUCCCACAUUCGUGCGCUUUGUGGAUCAAAACAACCGUCUGCGCGAGGAGUUUCUCGGAUUCCUGGGGUUCGAAGGAGACGCAGAGAGCGUCGCCGAAAGCCUCUGCACAGAGAUAUUCGAGAGGAACGGGCUGAGCAUGGAGGACUGCAGGGGCCAGACGUUCUUCAGCACUGGCGUCCACUCGUCUAAAGCGAAAGCCGUCGCCGCCAAACUGAGCGAGCGCUACCCGUUAGCAGUGCUCACUCCCAGCUCUGCCCACGCCCUAAACAUCUGCCUGGCCAACAGCAUGGACCUGACAAGCGUGCACCUCGUCACAUCAACCCUGAACAAGAUCGAUGCCUUCUUCAGCAGGUCUCCUGUCCUGCUCGAUCAGCUGGAGAGCGCCAUUUCCAUCUACUACCAGGGGAACGAGGAGAAAGCAAGCGCCCUCAAGCAGGCGUGUCGGAGCGACUGGACUCAUCAACACGACACCUUCGAGGUGGCCAUCGAUCUCCUGGAGUCUCUGCUGCUCUGCAUGGACAGCAUCCAUGACAACGAGGAGCAGAAAUGGAGUGACGAGAUCGCGCACAAGGCGUUUGUCGUCUCCGAGGCGCUGGCAGACUUCGAGUUCGUGAUGGCAUUGGUGGUCCUGAAGAACACGCUCUCCUUUUCCAGGGCUUUCGGGAAGAACCUGCAGGGCCAAACCAAUGAGGUCUUCUUUGCCGCCAACAGCUUGACCGCAGUCCUGCACUCACUCAACGAGGUCCUUGAGAACAUAGAGGUGUAUCACGAGUUCUGGUUUGAGGAAGCGGUCAACCUCGCCGCCGCCUUGGAGAUCCCUGUCAAAAUCCCCCGACUGUUCUUCAGGAAGCAGCCCCGACGCCGGGACGAGAUCCAGCCAGAGACCUACUACAAAGUCCACCUGACGUUCCCGGUUGUCAGUCAGGUUAUCAAGGAGCUGAGCGAGUUCUUCUCCGAGAACCACCUGAAUGCGCUCAGAUCCCUGUCCUUCGUCCCGGCGAUCAUGUCGCAGCUGAAGUUCAACACGGAGGAGAGCAGCGCAGAUGUCUACAAGAACGACCUUCCCAACCCCGAGACGCUUCCCACCGAGCUCAACUGCUGGAAGAUCAAAUGGAAGCACGGCACCAAGAACGUCAUGGUGCCCUCCACCAUCUACGAGACGCUCCAGCUGUCUGAUGUCAAGUUCUUCCCCAAUGUCUGUGCGCUUCUCAAGGUCCUCCAGUGCCUCCCCGUGCAGUCACUUGCGGACGAGGGGUGCAGCGAGGCCAGGAGGCGUCUGACGGCGUACCUGAAGGACACGCCCCCCAAACACAGACACAAAAGCCUGGCGCAGUUUAGUAUCAACUGCACAGUGAGGGUGGACGUAGACCUGAUGGUCGAGGCAUAUCUGUUGGCGUAUCCUGAUAAAGACACCACAGAGGAACCUGCGUGAUCCACACACACACACACACACACACACACACACACACACACACACACACACACACACACACACAGGUGCAACACGCCAGAAACCUGAAUUAGCGUAAUUUCAUUGUUCGCUAAUUCAGCGCAGUGACAGGUGUUGCUAUGGGAACAAGGGCGGAGCUUGAAUUAUCUUAGACCAUCCAAUCACAACCAUGAUCUUAGGACAUCACCACUGGGCAUCGUGAAAUGGGAUGACCUUUCCAAAAGGGAUGACCUUCCUUCAACCUUGUUUUUUUUUUUUCCCCAAUACACUUCUAUUCUUCCUUCGUUUCUUUCUGUCCUUAUUUCUGAGGAUAAAUGUAUAAUCAGAGCAGAAAGACAGUUGAUGGCGUACUUCCUGAUUGGCUGAUCGAGUGUAAAAGAAGCUCCACCCACUCUGAUCCAAGAAAUGCAGUCACAGUGCACCUGUGCAGACACACACUUCCUGCUUCCCUUCCCCUGUUUUUACCUUUUACUAUUAUUUGUACAUUCAGCUGUGUGUGUGUGUGUGUGUGUGUGUGUGUGUGUGUGUGUAAGAGAUAUUGAAUGUGAAUUUAUAAUUGUCAGUGUUUUUGUUUUGUUAUAAUGAAGUUUUUGUUCUCAACAGCUUGUAAAAAACGCAUUUUGCUUACACAAUGGGGGUAAAUAAAUAUUUUACUUUAGGCAGAAUAAAGUGCAUCUGUUCGAUA